Molecule: messenger RNA, 1134 nt
Organism: Scheffersomyces coipomensis
Lineage: Eukaryota; Fungi; Ascomycota; Pichiomycetes; Serinales; Debaryomycetaceae
Exons: 1
Coding region: 1-1134 (377 amino acids)
Source: RefSeq, a predicted model, not a curated record
AUGAAGUUAUCAUCAUCAGCAGCCAUUGCCAUAUUGGCCUACUCAGCUGCGAUCAAUGCAGCUCCAACCGUGACUGUGGAAAAAGUAAUCAAUAACGAUGUCAUAGUCAAGAGAAAUGCCAUAGCUUUAGCCAAUCCUAGUCCAGUCGCAGUUCAAAAUAUUGAUUUAGAUAAAUUAUUGGCAGAUUUAAAAGACUUCAAAGUUAAACGUGAUGACAUUACAGAAGAAUUAUCCAAAAGACAAUAUCAAAUUGUUACUGAUGUAUUGGCAGCUAUCAAUCAAUCUGAAUUAGCUCCUACUAUUUUAAAUUAUUUCGUUACUGAUAGUGUUUUACAACCGAUUGUGAUUGAAACCAUUAUUCUUGUUAUUAAAUCAGGGGUGAUUAAUUUAACUGCUUUAUUCAAUGCUUUAGAUGAAUCUAAUUUAGUAGCUAAUGUGGUUCAAGAUUUAAUUUCAGAUUGUAGUCUUUAUGUCCUGUUAUUUAAUACUGCUAAAGGAGUGAUUAGUGAUUUAGCUACUAUUGUUAAACAAAAAAUUGCAGCUGGUAUUUCAUCAUUAAGUUUAAAACGUGAAUUAGCAACUCCUUACACAACUGAUUUAUUAAAUUUAAAGAGAGAUAUUGCUGAUCAAGACAGUUUAUCUGAAUUAGAGAAGAGAGCUAUUUCAAUUAAUGUCAAUAAUAUUGUGGUUAAUUUAUUAGAAUCAUUAUAUUCAUCAGGAUUAGCUACCUCAGUAAUUGAAUCUGUGUUAACUGAUGCUAAUUAUAUUCCAUUUGCCGUUAAAUUAAUUAGUGCUUUAAUUGCUACUAAUUCUAUAAAUCUUUCAGCUAUUGUUAGUGCUCUUGAAAGUUCAGAUUUAGCUCCUGAUUUAUUAAAACAAAUUUUAACUGUUAAUACUUUCAAUACUGUUAUUGCAAAUUCAUUUGCUGCUUAUGCUGGAACUUGUUCUGCCUCUACAAGUGGUGGAAGUAGUUCAAGUGGUAGUGGUAGUAGUUCAGGUAGUGUAAGUAGUAGUGGAAGUGGAAGUGGAUCAGGAGAUUCUGCCGUGGUGAGUAGUGGAAGUGGAAGUGGAUCUGUAGCUCCUGCUAAUCCAUGUUCAAAGAAGAGAAGAAGAAGAAAGAGAUCAAAUUAUUAG